Molecule: messenger RNA, 2502 nt
Organism: Bipolaris maydis ATCC 48331
Lineage: Eukaryota; Fungi; Ascomycota; Dothideomycetes; Pleosporales; Pleosporaceae
Source: RefSeq, a predicted model, not a curated record
AUGACGCCUCGCACGCGAACCAGCAAUCGAGAAGCCGAUUUUAAAGUGUAUUACUCGAAAAAAGUACCGCAGCAAAUACACUUCCCGCACAAGAGCAAGACGGUGCGCCGCCGCUCUACACCCAUACGCGAUAAUCAGGAGAAGCGACAAAUGGUAUUCCUGCCAGAUAAGAUGAGAAGGCAGACGAUGGGCGUUGUUAGCGACUCGGAUGAUGACAGUGAGGAUGUUGACACAGAUAUAGAGGAGGAUGCGGAGGAGAGAACUACGGACAAGUCGAAGCAGAAGGGCAGGAAGCGAGGUACCGGUAUCAUGCAUGAAGAGCAAGAUAGCGAACACGACGAUUCCACUCCACAUGAACCCAAGCAUCAAUCCAAAUCUGCGUCGUCAAAGAGCCAUCGUCGUACACGGCGCAUUCAGGGCACGUCUGACAAUGAGGCGAACAAGAUGGAUAGAGAGCGCGCGCUGAAAAGGCAGUCAACCAUGACGCAAUUGGUAGAUGGGCGAAAACCUUUGCCAGGCGUUGAAGAGCCUGAUUUUAAGCCUGUCAAGAAGACAUCACGCUUGAGCUGGGGAGGCAAGGGCAAAAGUGUCAAGAGAAGCAAGGAUCAGAAGCAGCGGACACUGACACAGAUGGUGCCUGGAAUGCGUCCGCUGGAGAUAAUGUCAGACGAAGAUAUGGAUGAGGCCCUUAGCAGUAUUGAAGCCGAAGAUAAAGACGGUCAUGCUUAUGGCCAUGCUGUGGCAUGGCGACUCGCACAGCAAGGCUUGUACCAGACAGGGGGCAAUGAUGGUGCGGUGGUGACUACUGAAAAAGCUAACGAAGACGCAAAACCAUUAUUGAUUGAAGAAAAGGAGCAUCAGUCUACGGCAGAUUCGCAAGACGUGAUCGAGUCCGCAUUGCAAUCAGUAGAAGAUUGUGACGACAGCUAUAGGCCAACGCAGUUCAUUGAGACUCCUUCCAGAAGAUCAGGCAGAGUGACUCGACGGAAUACGGUCACACAGGCCUCAAAAGUAGGAGAAACCUCGUCUGUUCGAUACAAAUCGGAAAGGUCGGCCAAGGCCCGAUUUAGUCUCCUGUCUACCCCCGAGAAGCGACGAGUUUGUGAGAUACCAUCUUCUCAAUCACCAGCAGAUUCGCCGCUGUCCACUCAAUUCACCCCUCAAAAGCUGAAUCAGUCGCCGCUAAAGCAAUGCACGGAAAACUCUAGCAACAAUGCUGUAGAAACUCCGUCAAAGCGGAAGCAAGUGAGUUUUGAGAUGCCGUCUAAGACUCCUAUACCUCCACCAAAACUGAGGAGAUUUGAGAGCACCAUCCAGGACUCCGAAGAUGAAGAUGAUGAUACCAUUGAAGAAGACGCGCCUCUGCCUAAACGAGCCAAGCAAGAAUUUGACGACGUGGGAUUUUCGGCACUGGGUAGAAGUGUUGGUACGGAUGCUCAAUCUAUGAUUGACCAAAUUGAUCGCGCGUGUGCCGAGGCCAACGACACUGGUGGUACAGUCUCGCCAGAGUCAUCGCCGGAACCAGACAGUCUUCCUGUUCUCCGAGGCCACAAAGAGCCCUCACCCGAAUUAGGAGACGUUCAUAAGCAACGGUAUAUUCGAAGCGAGUGGAUUAUCCAGAAAGAUCAUCUAGCUUACCACGAUGAGCCAACUCGGAUCAAGCAAGAGCCUGGAGGUACUGGGACUGAGGUGCCCACACAAACCAACCAGCUUCAUUCAACACCACCGAUUCUUGAAGCAGACGUCCAGGACACUUUCCCUUCUACCCCUAUGGCUAUGCCUGAAGAUUCUUCUGAUGAAGAGAUUUCAAUUAAAAAAGAGCCAAAUCCGUCACAAUUGGACAGGCGACCUUCCCUGCAGUCUGUAUCAGCCGGCAUGCAUCAAUCAACGGACCUUGACGGCGAAUUCGUCCAGGUCCCCCGCUCCCCAUCUCCGCAGCACGAGACUCAAGAAUCUCAUUCAAGCAAAGCAGAACAGCAACUACAGGACGAAUGGCUCUCGUACUCACAGUACAUGAAUGUACGGCCUUCCAAAUCAUCCAGCCUGCGUGUCAUACCCGACGCAUCUAGCUACAACGCCACGCCGUUACCACCUCUAAACACCGCACAACCUCUACAACAACAACAACAACAACAACACCACCACCACCAUUCAUCAGGAUACCGUCCCAGCCAAGCGACCACUGUCGAUGAAAUCACGCAGCGCACACCUCGUACCAAGCGAACCCAGAAUUUCUCAAGCACACACACUACUCCUCACCGCAUCGCUAGCUCCCAACCUGUUUUUAUUUCGCCGGGCAAACCCCCUCCCCUUUUCAUCCCAAGCAGUUUCCCCAGCCCGGGGAAAGCAGGUGCUGCAACCGAGGAGUGGAGUAGUCCUAUAGUGAGUAUGACACAAGGUGCGUAUUAUAGGAGUAGCCAAUGGGCGAGUUUGGAUGAUUUUAGUAUUCCACUUCCGCCGCCGCCGGUUGGUAAGGGGGAUGAUGAGGAGGAUGAGGAGUAG